Crotalus tigris (Tiger rattlesnake) is the source of this 6230-nucleotide messenger RNA. RefSeq names its product cordon-bleu WH2 repeat protein like 1 (gene COBLL1). The record is from RefSeq and is a predicted model, not a curated record. NCBI's taxonomy places the organism in Eukaryota, Metazoa, Chordata, Lepidosauria, Squamata, Viperidae. Gene Ontology annotation, molecular function: actin monomer binding. The transcript has 16 exons. The coding region runs from base 618 to 4370 and encodes 1250 amino acids.
GGAGCGCUGCUCUCGCUCUGCAGGAAAGCGCGGUUUCCCUCUGGCGUUUGCAGCCGGGAUUAUUUUUCUUUUUUCUUUUUCCCCUCUCCCCGCCUCCUUUCCCGGCGAAGUUUUCCAAGGUGUGGUUUCAAAAGCGGCGUCCCAUCCCUUCGGCUCCCGCUGAGCUCCGCGAAGGAGGAGAAGCGCCUCAGCUGGGCAACCGGUGUUAAGAAGCGCCUCGCAACUUUGAGAAGGGGGAGGGGGGAGGAGAAGAAGGGAGAAUGUGGAGUGUUUUUUCAGAGACGCCGAAGCGGCGAGAAACCAGCAGCAGCAGCACCACCACCACCACCACCCAAGUCUAAGCUUUCGACCGCCGCCAGCAGCUCCAGACAGGUGAGCUGAGACCCAAGCGGUUUCCUUCGCGCCCUGCAGGGGAGUAGGCGUAGUUUGCAUUCCGCCCUCCGCCGGACUUCGACCUGGAGCGUAUAGUCGUCUUAAAGAGGAAUGGACGGUCAGACCUGCUCGGCCUCGAGCGACGUGGCUCUUUCCAGGUGGAUCUUGUACACAGUAUUAAUUUAAAGGAAGAUUUAUCUGUUCAGGAAAUAAUAAACAGAGGACAGAUGUACAGCUAAGUAGUGAUGCGGAAAGCCAAGUCAAAAGCUCCCCUUCCUCCACCUGAAACUAAAGUUACUGAUUGCUCAUCUUUUGAUGAUCUAGAACUAACUAACUGCACUAUGGACCAAAAAGAAAAUGCGAUUGACAGAGACAUUCAGCUGUCUGUGCUUCUUCCUGGAGAGGUGAUCAAGACUACUAAUGUUAACGGCAGCAAACCAAUGAUGGACUUAUUGGUAUACCUUUGUGCACAAUACCAUUUAAAUCCUGCAAGCCAUAUUAUUGAUCUGAUGUCAGCUGAGAAGAAACCAAUCAAAUUCAAACCUAAUACACCUAUUGGGAUGCUUGAAUUUGAGCAAGUGAUUUUAAAGCCAAAACAAAUGGAUAAGAAAAAGCCUAUUCCUAUCAUCCCUGAGCAAACUGUGAGAGUUGUGGUGAAUUACAAGAAGACACAGAAGACAGUUGUCCGAGUUAGUCCUCAUGCACCACUUCAAGAAAUUGUGCAUAUUAUCAGCAGCAAAUGUGAUUUUGAUCCUUUACACACUGUUUUGCUAAAGACCUAUCAAUCUCGAGAGACUCUUGACCUGACAAAGUCCCUUAAUGACCUUGGACUCAGAGAAUUAUAUGCAAUGGAUGUCAGCAGAGCCACGCCAACUACUGAACACAGCUUGUCUUCAUUACAAGACUCUUUUCAGAACACCCAAAAUUCUGAGAAUUUGAAGGAGAAAGGAUUCUUUGGCAUUUUUCAACGAAGCAAAAAGAAACGACAACAGACGACCAGUGCUCCUGCGACACCACUCAUAAACAAGCCAAGGCCAGCCUUUUCUGUGAGAUCCAGCUCCGUUUCGAAACAGUAUGACUCAAACACUUUGCCCUCCGAGAUGCCCAAAAAGCGCCGAGCGCCUUUGCCUCCCAUGCCUGCUUCUCAAAGUGUGCCCCAGGAUCUUGCUCAGAGCCAGGACAAACCUAAGAUCUGUAUGCUGAAAUCCAGUAGUGUAGAUGAAACCGAUAAGGGACUCUCGGGAAUGGGAAUGGAGAGAUCAGGUUCUCUUCAUCUCAGUGGCACAUCUUCAGUUAAUUCUUCUUUAAGGCGCACAAAACGCAAAGCGCCUUCUCCACCUUCCAGGAAACUGCAUGGCCAAAGUGACCAUAGCAUUGACACAGGAUCAGAAUCUGCAGAAUCAAUUCAUACAGAAAGCAUUGACACAGGAAAAUACUCAAAAGCGCAGUCUCUAACAGGCAAUGUAGUUGAUCUAACCAGGACCCCAGUGGCAGCAGGUACCUCAUGCAGCUUUGAUCCAACCAGUCAUGAUCAAAACAAUGUCCAGCAAGUCGCAGAUGAAAGUAGAGUUUUGGUUAACACUGAUACUCCAGAUGAAUCUGAAGUGUCGCUCAAAUCUGACAUGGGUUCUGAAUAUAGCCUAAAGGAAAUAGAUGAGAAGGAAGAAACACAUGAUAACUCUCUCAGUGCUUCUGAGGUUCCACUAGAUGUUCAAAAACAUGAAACUGCUUCUGAUCCAAGUUUUGAUAUUGGAGACAAUGCACAAGAGUCUAAUGAAGAGAAAACAGAAAAUACGAGUGCACGAGAUAAAGCCCAAGAUAGUGAAAUAUUGAGUGAAGGAGUUAGCAUUCCCAAUGGUACAGCACAUGGUACAUUGCAGCCAAACACAAAUAAUGGUCAUAAAGAAGCAACAUAUCCUCUGCCUUCUAACAAACUCAGUAAGGAAGAAAUAGGAAAAAGUAACAAGCCUGAGACAGUGGAUGACACCUCUCUAAACGGGGAGAUGUCUUUGAAUGUGCACGAUCAAAAAUGUGAUCCCAUCAAUGUAGAUGUAAUAAAGACUCAGGAUGUUGCAAUUCAGACCAUAUCUGAAGAUAAUUGUGGUCAGACUGCAUUAAGUGAAAAUGGCAAUCAUCAGAGUCGCACACUGAGCCCUCACAAAAAUUCGACUCAUGUACACAAGCCAGUACAGAAAAACCAUUCCUCAGGAGCCCUGAAUAUGAUGAGUAAGCCCAUAGGACAAGCAGACCAAAGCAGUGUGAAUCCUAAUGGCACCCAUGAUAAUGCAUUGGUAAAUGAGAACCAAGUUCUCCCAGAGACAAUUGUCAGAAGCCCAAUUAGUUCUCCUACAAAAACGUACCCACUUUACAGACAAGAUUCAAAGCCUAAGCCUAAGCCUUCCAAUGAAAUUACCAGAGACUACAUACCCAAAGUUGGAAUGACUACUUACAAAAUAGUACCUCCCAAAUUUUUGGAAACCGCAAAGAAUCGGGAAUUAGAUCCUGUGGAACCCCAAGAAGCAACGGUAUCUCCCAAGAAUGAAAAUUCCCAAGAAUUUGGUACACAAACAGAGACUGCUAAUAUCUCAAAAAGACUGUAUCAAACGGAACCUGAUUUUAAGAAUGAAUUUACAUUAUAUGAGGUAAAGAGGGAUUCACCGCCUAAAACAUACCCGGCUGCUGAUCAUAGCCCAGUUUCCUUCUCCAGUGCCCAAGGCCAGAAAAUGGAGGUAGAACAUCCCAGGCCUAAUCAAGACUACCCAAUUCCUCCUUUAAUUCUAAAUUCAGGAAAGAAAAGUUCUCCACCUGCGGUGCAAGAAAAACCAAAAAUUUUGAGUCCCCCAAUAAGGCCAAGCAAUUUUUAUUUACAGAUACAGAGGAGGACCACAGAUCAUUAUGUAACUUCUGCAAUUGCAAGAAGUGGUUCUCUAAGCAGCCCUAUUCAGAGUGAAGCUAAGACCAUGGAGGUGGAGAAAAAAGUGGCAUCUCCAGAUCAACCUGGUCUUCCACUACCUAAACCAAUUAUUGUUCCUUCUCAAUUACCUGAGGAAACUACUGAAAAAGGAUGUAAUGAAGAAGAGAGAAAAGCCACCACUUCUCUUAUUCAGAGUGAAGCUAAGACUAUGGAGACGGAGAAAAAAGUGGCAUCUCCAGAUCAACCUGGCCUUCCACUACCUAAACCAAUUACUGUUCCUUCUCGGUUACCUGAGGAAACUACUGAAAAUGGAUAUAAUGAAGAAGAGAGAAAAGUCACCACUUUUCCUAUUCAGAAUGAAGCUAAGACUAGGGAGACGGAAAAAAAAGUGGCAUCUCCAGAUCAACCUGGCUUUCCACUACCUAAACCAGUUACUGUUCCUUCUCAGUUACCUGAGAAAACUACUGAAAAUGGAUGUAAUGAAGAAGAGAGAAAAGUCACUUCUCCUAUAAAAGUAUCUCAACCAUUGAUUUCUCCUUCAUCCCAGCCUUCUCCAUUACAAUUGAAAACUUUGAGGACUUUUAUUUUGCCACAACCAUAUUCUUCUCCUAAACCUUCACCUUUUGCUCUUGCUGUAUCAUCAGCAGUUAAAAGAUCACAGUCCUUCAGUAAAACAUGUGCCAAUGCAACCAGACCAUUAAAAGAACAAUCUUCUCUUGACCUUAGCUCAUCAGCAUCCAACAUCGAAGUAAAAGAUUAUUCAUCUAUACCGAGUCCAACAACUCAGACACAGCAGAUCCUGACAGACAAGCAGAAGACUAACGAUGCAAGCUAUGAGCAAAACAGGCAGGCACCCCCUUUAUUCAACCAUCCAGCUACCGCUAUCUGUGAGAGAAGCCUUGCUGCAGCAGUCCAGCACCCUGACCCAGAACAGAUCCACCAGAGCUUGCUGGCUGCAAUCCGCUCUGGAGAGGCUGCUGCCAAAUUGAGGCGGGUUGCACCUCCAUCAAACACUAUUGCCAUCAAUGGAAGAUCCAGUCUCAGUUCUCCAGUGUCCAUUGAAACAAGAUACGGUAGUCAUUAAGACUUUGUACCAAAUAUUUUGCACUUUAAUCACAGCUGCAUAGAUCUACUGCAUAAAUCUACUUCACAGUUACCUGCAUAUUAUUGAAGACUUAUGUAUAGAUGCAGGAUUGUGUGGGUAUAUAUUGUCAAGAGUGAAGCACAGAAAUUUAAUGGACGCCUCAAAAGAAUUCUUAAAAUAUAUAAUUUAUGGCUUUUUUUGACUUUUCUCUUUAAAACUAAAAAUGCUGCUUCAGAACAUAUUCCAUGGCGCAGAACAGUUGUAGAUUUUUUUUGCUGCUGUAAUAAUCAGAUAUGCUAAUUUCCACUUCAUCCAUAACAAAUGAUGUGUAGCAAUGUGCUGUAUAAUGCUAAGAUUCAUCUUAAUGUUUAUAACUGCUUAAUAAUUAUGUUCAGAAAUAUUUGAAUUUAAAUGUAGUUCUUCUCACCUGUUGCCUUGAAUGUUAAAUUUGAAAUUAAUUAUUGCACUUAGCUAAAUAUUAUCUAGAAACUCUGAUGGGCAGGUUUUCUAGUAAAAAAAGCAAUGUAGAUGAUAUACAUUUAAAGAUAUACUUCUAAAUCAAUUUAAUUGCUUAUUCUCCUUAAAUUAGUAGAACCUAAAGGUGCUUAAUUUUGGCUGGAUCAUGCCUAUUUAGGUUGAUUGUUACCAUGUUUGCUUCUAGUAUCAAAGUGAAAAAUAAUAAAACAGAAAUCUCCUGGCACCUACUUGUUAACACUAUAUGUGAAUUUCCUUAUUUAAAACAUGUUUAGUCUCAAUGCUAGAGUGCUUAUGUCUGUGAUGUGUCACAACAAUGCCACCAGUGAGAUCAGAUCUUUUUUUCAAAAGCAACUGUAAACCCAUAUCCAAAUUAUAGAAAAUAGCAACCCGUGAAUACUUUUGGAGUGCACUCAUGUUGCUGAUAGAUGUCCCCAAAACCUUAGCUAAUAUGGCCAAUGGGGAUAGAUAGUAACAAUUGGGCAGUGUAGGAACAUCUGAAAAGUUACAGAUGUCCCAUCCUGUUCUAGGGUGAUACCAAAGAGCAGGUCCAUGAGGUCUGAACUGUAUAUCUCAAAAAUAGGCAUAUAAUUCAGCAUUCCUAUCCUCAUUCAGAGUCCUUUAUGGAUUUGAUUCACCAGUACUGAGGUUCAGUAACUUCUACCCACAUCUUUUUGUAAAUUUAGUAGCUAAGCAGAUGUUGGGAAAGGAUCUUUGGCAAAGACAGACUGAUAGGACAUAUAUUUGGAAAUAAAUUUGGAAUCUAUUUAAGAUGACAUGAAAUAUUCACAAUCCAGCUCUGGGUUGGACUGAAGAUUCUGGAUAUUUGUUUGGCAUUGGAUAUAAAUUUUCAAGACAUUGAGCUGUGGAUCAGGUAUAGCUUGAGGGGAUCUCAAGCAAAAGUCGCAAUGGCCUAGAGCUGCCAUAAUGUAUUUGAAAAUAGAUAAGCUGUAGUUGAAUGCAAACUUUUGUGCAGUUUUUCUUCACUAUUCAUAAAAGCAAGCUAUUUUUAUGUUGGUUAAUUUUUAAAAUAUUUUUUGACAUUCAGGAAAUUCAGCAUAUGGUUAUGGAGGGAAAUGCGCUUCACUUUAUCUUAAGGAAAGAGGUAUUGGUGACAAUUUCUCCAGUUCAAAUUUGUUUUAGAAAUAUUGUCAGUCAACUACUUCUACGAGUAUAUAUUUCUAACACUGUAGAAUUUAAGCAUCAACUAUGGAAAAGACAUAUUAUCUUGAGCAGAAAACCAAAUCCUCAGUAAUAGAUGUUUUGCUUUGUCGCUGUCCAUCUUUUUCUUCCUGUCUUGACUUACUAAUGUUGCAUUUCUAUGUUGAAAAUUUGUUUGUGACCCUAGUUCUGAUCAAGCAAUAAAUUGUAGAUAUGCAUUGCAAA